CGGCGACCCCUCACAUACCAGCUCCAUCCCUUUAGAAAACAAACCGGGCCCAGUCUUAGCUGGGGAUUUAGAAGGGUGUUCUUUUCUCGCCUCCAGAUGUGCAACAUUCAGAUCCGCGAACAACAACUCACUAGGGAAAGGGGGGAGAGAAAAGAGGGGGAAGAAAAAGAAAAAAAGUUUGUCAAAGAGGCCGAACUGCAGAUGAAACUGGCAAGUGACUGCGCUCUCCAUGGAGAUGAGUGGGCCAAUGACAAGGAUGGAAGCUGUUUAUAGGGGCGGAGUGUCUCCAUAGCAUCCAGUGAAGCCUUUUUGAGCAGCUACUUAAUGACAGUCAUUCUGCUGCUUACAAAUCACUGCAGCUCUGCAAUAAAGGAGCUCUGGCAGAGCUUUGGGUAAUAAUUUAUCCAAGGGGGGAAAAGUAGAAAUUCCCUUUUUUCCAGAACAUUCCUGCUGAGCUGUGAACUUUGGGAGCCGUGGGACUUUGAUAAGGAUCAGGAUCGCCCCUUUCCCCCCUCCCUUCCCCCACCUCGGUUCACCCCACACCUCCUGAAUGUUGGACCUGCCCAUUCUGGCCUCCCCAGACAUGACUGACAGCUGGUUGAACCUGCAGUCAGAGGAAGAAAGAGGGCAGGAAAACAGCAUGGGGGACUCUGCCAACCUGGACGACAGUCUGACCAGCCUACAGUGGCUGCAAGAGUUUUCCAUCAUCAAUGCCAACGUGGGCAAGUCUUCCUCUUCUCCCAGCAGCUCGGACCCGCACGGCUACCAUAAGAUCCCUGGCUCUGCUGCUCCUUGCUCCCCCUUGGCUGCUGACCCAGCUUGCAUUGGGAUGCCCAACACCCCCGGCAAGCCCAUAUCAUCUUCCACCUCCAGGACUACUCACCUGGGGAUGGGCAUGCAGGCCCAGUCCUUGGAAGACAUAGAUUAUAAGACCAACCCCCAUGUGAAGCCCCCUUACUCCUAUGCGACGCUCAUCUGCAUGGCCAUGGAAGCCAGCAAGAAAACCAAAAUCACCCUUUCGGCCAUCUACAAAUGGAUUACGGACAACUUCUGCUACUUCAGACACGCUGACCCCACCUGGCAGAAUUCCAUCCGGCACAACCUAUCCUUGAACAAGUGCUUCAUCAAGGUGCCGCGAGAGAAGGAUGAGCCAGGGAAAGGUGGAUUCUGGAAGAUCGACCCUCAGUACGCAGACAGGCUCAUGAAUGGAGCCUUCAAGAAACGCAGGAUGCCCCCUGUGCAGAUCCACCCGGCCUUCACCAGCAGAGUCCAACAAGAAGCUGGGACUGCUGCCAACCAGGCAGCAUCCUCUUGGUCCAGUGACAGUGUCCUGAAUGUCAACAUGGAGUCACAGCAGCUGCUCAAAGAGUUUGAGGAAGUCACGAGUGACCAGAACUGGAACCCAGCGGAUGGGAAAAUGGGCCACAAACGUAAGCAGCCAUUGCCCAAACGGAUGCACAAGACAGCUCGCCUCUCUAGCUCCCCCUUGCUCACCCAGGAAGAACAGACAGAGCUUGGCUCAUUGAAAGGUGACUUUGACUGGGAAGCUAUCUUUGAUACCACCUUGAAUGGUGACUUCUCCACUUUUGAGGAUCUGGAGCUCACACCUCCAAUUAGCCCAAUAACCAGAGAUGUGGACUUGACAGUGCAUGGAAGACACAUUGACUGUCCACAGGAAUGGUGCCCAGUUGGGCAGGAUCAGGUCCUAACAGAAUCCAACCAGAACAACUUAGACUUUGAUGAAACCUUCAUGGCCACUUCUUUCCUUCAGCAUCCAUGGGAUGAAGAGAGAAGCGAUUAUCUCUCAAAUUCGGUCAACAUGGACCAGUUGUUUGAACUCAACGACUCUUCUUUGCCAACAGACAUGAGUGACUGGAGCAGUAUGGGAUCUUUUUUAUAAGAGGCCGCUGCCGGUUAGAAGGAUCAAGUUAAACCCAGGUAGACUUUAUCUAUUAGCAAGAUACUCCCAUUGCUGCUGGAGAUUACAAGGGACAAGAUCUCUAAAACGGGGACAUCCACGUUGACUUUUAUCAGCUGCAAAGUAUGGUUAUUCACAGAAACUCCAAAAGAAACUCAGAAGAUUUGGCUGGAUACAUCUGUUAGCAACACAUCAGGAGAAGUCUCUGCCUCUUGGGUUUCCCUAAGAGAAGAAAUAAUUACUUAUUUUGGGACUCUGUUUUUUUAAAGAAAGGUAGAUUAUCCUAUGUUUUGUGGAAAUGGAAGGAACAUAUGUUCCCUCUAGGACAAAGGAGAACAGUUGCUAAGUUACAUGCAAGAGCUGAGAUUUCCUGAUGACUUUGGACAUUGUAGACCAUGUGCAAUUUCCUUCUCCUUCUUCUCCAUUUGACUCUCUCUCUCUCUCUCUCUCUCUCUUUUUUUUUUUUCCUCUGUCCAGGGAUAUUCCCAGAUAUAACAUGAGAUAAUUAAGUAGCAGGUAAAUAAAAGUCCCUUCUGGGUUCUAUAAAUUCAAUCUCCCUCCAGAAUUGGGGCUAGGGAAGAAGACGAGAUCUGUAAAAUCAGAUGCAAAUCAGCAAGUCGCCCUCUUCAGAUGUUUUUAUAUAGUCUAUUAUAUAUAAAUAUAUAUCUAUUCAAAGAAACCUAUAUUUUUAGCACAAUCAGUAGAGUACCUUUUUGAUGGAAUGGCAGUGGAAAUGGGGGUUUUUCUGUGCUGUAUAAAGACUAAUGUUAAUUAUUCUGCAAAUUUAAAAAUGAAGAGUGUCAGAUGUUUAUUGUAACAAAAUAUGCAAAGGAAAAUUCCUACAUCAGAAGCAAUGAAUUUCUUUAAGGAUUGAGAAAAGGAUCAAGACAGGAGAGAAGGAGAAGAGACUUAACUUUCUCCAGAUUGUGCUCUUACUUAUUUUUGUAUCCUGAACUCCUUGCCUCGAGUCACGAGCGAUUGUAUUUGCUGUAAGGCCUAGAAUGGUGUCACUGUGAACCUGCUACAUUUCUGAAUGAUUGACAAAACAAUGUACUAUUUUCUGAUCAGAAACUGUAAACCGAAAGCAUCCCCUUCAUCAGCCUGUAUGUCAGGCUCUGAACAGCCUUUAUGAUGAUCCAGGAGACAAAUCAAGUGAUGAGUGAUUAAGGACCAAGCCUUCUCCCUCAGUGAGACAGCUGUGAUCAAAUGUCGCUUUCUUUUGGAAUUGUUAUGUUGGGGUUUCCCAUGCAGGGGGAUGCUCCCCAGCUCUUGAUGAUUUUGUAUUUUAUUUAAACGAAUGUUCUUGUAUGGGACUAACGAAAAAUGAAAUCUGGAUCCGGGGCUCGGUCAGGGAGUAAGAGGCCAAAGACUGUGUAUGCAACAAACAUUAGUUAUGAACAAAAGCAGAGUUUAGAAUCCCUUCUCUGCCUUAUCUAACAUGUCCCCUUUACUCUGCUCGUCUCCUAAAGCAAUAAUCAGUCUGAGCACUUACCAUCUCCAACCCGCUGCACAAAGGUUAACCAGUUAAUUCUCACAGCACCCCUGCAAGGUAAGUAUUAUUACCCCCUUUUACAGAUGGGGGUGACAAGGCAGGGAUCAAUUAACUGAUUUGCCCAAGGCCUAACAGCAUAGCCUCGCUCCCAGUCCUGUGACCAUACUGCUUCUUAAAAGGUGUGAAGGGGAUGCCGGCAGGCUAAAGGUUUCUCCAAAGCAAGUAGAAAAUAUCAUGGUGUUUUUCAGUGCCUGGAAAGGCAGAGCAAGGAGAGGCAAAGUGCCUGACUCCUUUCUCGAGACUUAACAACUUGGGACCAGAGCCUCAGCUGGUGAAAAUUGCCGUAGCUCCACUGACUUCAACAGAGCUAUGCUGAUUUACCUGCCGAAGAUCUGCCCCUAAUUGGUUUGCUAAUGGGAGUGUGGACAGGUGUCUGUGAAAUAUGCAUAGGCAGCAAAGAAAUAUUAUGGUAGUUAAAAAUAAAAAAUCUUGCUCAAACUUGAAUUCAAGCUCUAGAGAAUCAGAUUCUAAGCCUCUCUGUUGGUACAGGCAAAUAUAGUUAACAUAACGUAGCUGCUAGUUAGCAGAAAGAAGAGGUUACUUUGGAGUGUGUUAGACUUGUUGAAAAACAUAAAACUAUAAACUUUUUUUGUUUGUUUGUUUAGAAACUAUAGUAAGAAUUUAGGAACCUUGAUGUGAGCAAACUAACUUAGCUGGAGUCUAGUUGUCGUUUUAAAAAAAUAGCCUGAUUUAAUGCUGGAAAAGACAACCCUUGUAUUAACUAAUGAAUUAACUUGCAUUCAAGGUCACAGAGGUCGGAAAUGCAAUGCAUUGCAUAUGGGUUUUCAGGUACAUAGGGCUAGAUCCUCAGCUGGUGCAAAUCGGCCUAGCUCCAUUGAGGUCAAUGGAGCGACUCACGCUUAAAGCAGCAGAGGAUGAUGUUGACCCAUUGAUCUCCAUACAGGUAGCUGCUGGAGUGGGGUGGAACUCUUAGGGUGUGUCUACACUUCAAUAAAAGACCUGUGGCACAACCGUGGCUGGCCCAGGUCCACUGGCUUGGGCUCAGGUUUUGGGGCUAAAUAUUGCAGCAGGAGCCCAGACUCUGAAACCCCAUGGGGCGGAUGGGACUCGGAGCCUGGGCUCCAGCCCAAGCCUGAACAUCCACACUGCAAUUUUUAGCCCCACAGCAAGAGUCCUGCAAGCCCAAGUCGAUUAACUUGGGCUGUGAGACUCAUUGGCAUGAGAUUUUUCUUGCAGUGUAGAUGUAACCUUAGGGUCCAUGGUUUAGACAAUGCUCCCCUGGGUCUGGCGGACAAUCAAAAGAUACAAGCUGCAAUGACUGCCAAAUGGCUCCAGAGGGUGGUCCCACUAGUCCCCCAUAAAAUGAGGAAGUAGGGUUGGAAUUUUAACCAUCUCACAUACUCAGUGAACAACCUCCAAAAAACCUCAGCAAAAACUAAUGGGGGGUGUCCUCCACCAGCCUGCACUGUUUCAAGAGCUGGCUGCAUUUCCACCCAGUGAGACAUAGCUGCAUGGCUUUCAUCUCCAUUCCAAGGCUACUGGUGAUCAAACUGGGCCUAGUCCAGUAUUUUGUUUCUUUUUUGUAAUGCUUCAUUUUUUUUUGUUUCUUUCUCCUGUUUCGGGGCCUGUUUCAUACAGAUGCUGGAAGAACUGCAAAGAUAAGUGUGCAAUUUAACCUUUUUCAUGGAAAGCUAUUUACAAUUAAAAAACAUGUCAAAUGAAAAACUGGUUUUGCCUCCUUGUUUCCCUAAAGCACUGAUCUUGAGUCUCUUUCUGUCCACUACUUAUAUGGCCCCCAUUUACCAUGGCAGCCGAACCCCUCACAAUAUUUUUAAUGCAUUUAUCCUCACAGCACUCCUGUAAGGUUGGCCAGUGUGGUUGUCUUCAUUGUAUAGA
Dermochelys coriacea (leatherback sea turtle) is the source of this 5327-nucleotide messenger RNA. RefSeq names its product forkhead box J1 (gene FOXJ1). The transcript has 3 exons. The record is from RefSeq and is a predicted model, not a curated record. The coding region runs from base 551 to 1900 and encodes 449 amino acids. Lineage: Eukaryota; Metazoa; Chordata; Testudines; Dermochelyidae. Gene Ontology annotation, biological process: regulation of DNA-templated transcription. Gene Ontology annotation, molecular function: DNA-binding transcription factor activity; sequence-specific DNA binding.